AUGGCUGUGGAAAUAGUGGGUCGGCUCAUUGGGCAAACCCGAUCAACCAGUAUUGGGCUCACCAAGCCUGUCGCAUAUAAAUGCGCUUUUGCUUUGGACUUCGGCGAAACUCGGCGUCUUGCUCUCAUGGAACGUACCAAGGAAAAUGCUCUUGAACUCCAUAUCUUCAGGCUUGGGGAAGAACCCAAGCCUAGCAAGAACAACUUAGACCUCAUUACAUUCAAACUUAUUGAGGGGAUUUCAACAUUGGAGAAGAAGAUCGCUGAGAAAUCCCAAAGCCCAAAUUUGUAUAAUGCUCCUCGAGAACUCUAUACUUAUUGGGCAAUCUUGGCCCUUCUUACUCAUUUUAUUGUGUUUGGGAAGUUCUAUUACCUAAUGUGCUUAUUUUCCAAUGCAUAUAGGGAUUGGAACAUCAAGUCCGAAGUUGUUAGGAAGCUCAAUCGUGUUGUCAUGAGAUUGACUAAUGAGUUGAAUGAGAUUGCGCAUGAUGAAGUUGGUCGGAUAGACCGAAAUUGGCGAGAGGAUGUGUUUAAGUCUCCUUCUGGAAUUGUGGAUCUUUUGACGGCUCUCAUUUUCGCCGAGGAAAUUACCGAGCUCGAAAUCUUCGAUAACACUACUCAACAAGUGGUAAGCAAUGACGUUUUGAAGACGAAGAAUGUUCUGCUGUUCAUUUCUGGUCUGGACAACAUUGAAGACGAGAUUUGGGUUUUGAAAUCUAUCCAUGAUGUAUUCAAAAAAGACAGAGAGAAACAAAAUUAUGAAAUUCUAUGGGUUCCUGUGGUGGAGGAAACCAAUGAUCAUAAGAUAAGUGAUGAUCAGAAGGAGAAGUUCAAGCAUCUGAAAUCAAACAUGCCAUGGUACGUCUUACAGAACCUGUUCGUCAUUAAAGGAAAGAAGGUUUUAGAAGAGCUGUGGCAUUACCAAGGAAAGCCCAUCGUCGUCAUCAUAAACCCUAGAGGUCAAGUCAUUCACAAUAAUGCAAUGCACAUGAUCUUCGUCUGGAAGAUUGAAGCCUUCCCAUUUCGACCUGAGGAUGAAGAAAGACUCUCCCUUCACUAG
Molecule: messenger RNA, 1059 nt
Organism: Neltuma alba
Lineage: Eukaryota; Viridiplantae; Streptophyta; Magnoliopsida; Fabales; Fabaceae
Product: protein SIEVE ELEMENT OCCLUSION B-like
Exons: 4
Coding region: 1-1059 (352 amino acids)
Biological process (GO): phloem development
Source: RefSeq, a predicted model, not a curated record